This is a messenger RNA of Homalodisca vitripennis (glassy-winged sharpshooter), 468 nucleotides long. Its product is annotated as transcription factor Adf-1-like. The transcript has 2 exons. Gene Ontology annotation, biological process: regulation of transcription by RNA polymerase II. The record is from RefSeq and is a predicted model, not a curated record. NCBI's taxonomy places the organism in Eukaryota, Metazoa, Arthropoda, Insecta, Hemiptera, Cicadellidae. Gene Ontology annotation, cellular component: transcription regulator complex; nucleus. The coding region runs from base 1 to 468 and encodes 155 amino acids.
AUGGAAGAUGAGGCACUCAUCGUUUGUGUACAAGAUUACCCCAACAUCUACGAUCUAUCACACCCCAAAUACCACGACAAAAACGUGAAGUUGAACUGCUGGAAAGAGAUAGGCGAACGAUUUAACCAACCCGGUGACAAUUGUAAGUCCAGAUGGAAAUCAUUGCGGGAGUGCUACAGAAAAGCGUCACUAAAGAGAGAAACCAAGUCUGGUCAAGCAGCGAAAAAAUUGAUACCUUGGUGCUUGGAACAGCAGAUGGACAUUGUGAAGCAGUAUGUGAAUGUUCAGAGGGAACAAGAAAGUAACAUUUCCGACGACGAGUCUUUUAUAUGUGAAAGUAUCCCGGAACUAGAAAACAGUCAGGUUACCAAGACACCUUCGUUACCUGGACCUGAACCUGAGUCAGCCUCAAAUGAACCUGGAUCUGCCUCCGCUAACACCUGUGUCUGCCUCUUCAGAAGGCUUUAA